This is a messenger RNA of Ilex paraguariensis (yerba mate), 232 nucleotides long. NCBI's taxonomy places the organism in Eukaryota, Viridiplantae, Streptophyta, Magnoliopsida, Aquifoliales, Aquifoliaceae. The record is from the annotation of a GenBank genome assembly.
AUGGCGAUGCCCCAAUUGAUGACAAUAGGGAAUAGGGUAGCAUCAGACUCAGAUGAGUACCAACCUGAAUCUAAAUGUAGUGAAUAUGAAGAAUUGGUUGACAGUGAGUAUGAUGACAUGUUGUAUGAGAAUUGUGUUGAUCAUGAAGCUGAAUGGACUGGUUUGAAGAGUAACAAGCAAAAAACAACAACAGAAGACAUAAGGCAUUGCUUAGAUCUGAGUGACUUAGAUG